Messenger RNA from Tachyglossus aculeatus (Australian echidna), 2707 nucleotides. RefSeq lists its product as uncharacterized. Lineage: Eukaryota; Metazoa; Chordata; Mammalia; Monotremata; Tachyglossidae. The record is from RefSeq and is a predicted model, not a curated record. Gene Ontology annotation, molecular function: zinc ion binding; transcription coregulator activity; SUMO ligase activity. The coding region runs from base 112 to 2277 and encodes 721 amino acids. Gene Ontology annotation, biological process: regulation of transcription by RNA polymerase II; protein sumoylation. The transcript is spliced from 17 exons.
GGCCUGCCUGCACUCUCUCUGCCCCAGCGCUGAGGAGAACGGACGACGGCCGGCCUUCCCCGGAGCUCCAACGCUUUCUCUAAUAAGGUGAAGGUGACCCCAUUCACAAGCAUGAAUCCAGAGAAGAGCGAGACCCCCGCCGGACAGCCCCCAUUCGCAAGCAUGAAUCUAGACGAGACCAAGACCCCUGCCGGACCGCCCCUUGUCACCAUGAAGGAGCUCACCUUCUUCCCAGUGUGCGCCGAGUUCAUCAAACCCACCAAAUUAGUGCCUGAGGUCAUUGGGAAAUUUAAGAAGGCAGAGUUGAUUUUCAUGGCUAGCAGGAAACACUUCAGUGGGAUAUCAAGUAAAAGUGAGGUUGAACCAGGAGACGACACCCUCCGGGUGCAUCUGCGGCUUUGUUUAUGGGACACCCGAAGCCCUCAACCAGACUGUUUUCCUCCACAACUGAUCGUCACCAUCAACGGGAAGAUGUGCCUUGGGCCUGCAAUUGGUAAUGACAACAACCGCCCUGUGGAUAUCACCCAUCUCGUGCACCCCUCUGAUGAAUCGCCCAAUGAUGUCAUGCUCCUUUGGCCACUGAGUGACAAGCGGGACCUUGCCAUGUCUGUGUGCUUGGUGAAGCAACUUACUGCUAAAAAGUUAGUGGAGCAACUGAAGAAUAAGGGUUUUUUCCCCAAAUACAAGACGCUGUCCCUGAUCCGGGAGGCGAUGCCGGCAGCCUCUGAAUCCCAGUUUACCCUCAAAAGGGUCCACGCUUCCCUUCUGUGCCCGCUGGGACAGGGACUUGUGUCUGUGCCCUGCCGCUCAGUAUCCUGCAGCCACGUCCAGAUUUUUGAUGCCGUCCCGUUCCUGCAGAGGAACGAGGAGGAGGAAACUUGGAAGUGUCCUGUCUGCGACCAGGAGAUUCUGUAUCAAGACCUCGUCGUAGAUGAAUAUUUCUUCAUUGUCCUCCAUACCGUCAUCUGUGAAGAGAUCGACUGUGAAGAGAUUGACGUGUUUUACGACGGCACCUGGGUCCCGGCCAAGUACCACUUGGAUUUAGUAGAAAUACUUGAAGAUCCUGGCUUCCCUGGCCUUCGUGCCCGUCGAUUAAAACGGAAUAAGAAGAUUCAUUUUGUUAGCGUGAAGGAGAAAACAUCAGCUUCUGAAGUUGAGGGGACCUCAAAGGAAAGACCGGGUCCCGUGGCGGCCAUCCCGCCCUCCAUGAGCACUGUAACGGCGAGCACCACCGAACAGGAGCCGGCCCGGGACAGUGAAGUCCAGGCCAGAGCCCCAGAGCCCGACAGCCCACCGUUCUCCAACCGGCCAUCCGACUCGAGGUUCCGUGGAGAGAAUGAGCCACUACCCAAAGGAUCGGGCAGUCCGUCGGGGGACCAGAGGGACUUAUUCUAUUGCUGUGAUGCCCCUGACCCCAGAAGCCUCCUAGGAGGCCUUUCAUUUAACAGCGACAAGGAGAUUCCUUCCACUGCCCUGAAGGACAGCAGCUCGUCCACUGUAGAGCUGCCUACUAUGGCCUCCUUGGCGGCCAUCUCGAUCUCCAUGACUCCCGAGACGGCGCCAAGAUCUCAGCAGCCACCAGCCCCAUUCAAGGACCUGCCCCAGGGCGGGCGUCUUCAGCAGUCUGGAUUCCCGCUACCUUCCCUCGAGCCGAUCUCCAGGGAGGGUUUGAAUCUGCCAACUCACAUGACCAUCCUUACACAGCUUUUUGCUUCACCCAUCUUGGCCCUUCAGAGCACUUCUGAUUUGGGCUACAGGCGCGGCCAGGGCCAACCUCCAGCUCCAGCCCUGGCUCCAGCCCCAGCCCCGGCUCCGGUUCCGGCUCCGGCUCCAGCUCCAGCCCCGGGCACAGCUGCUGCCCCAGCCCCUGUCCCAGCUCCAGCCCCUGUCCCGGGCCCCUCUUCUGAAAGUCUCCCACUGCCACUUCCUACUGGGAUCAAUCCCCCCUCGGUCCAAAAGCCUUCUCAGUCCCGGCUCGGGGUGGGACGGGGAAGGGGUGUCCUGGGUUUGCAACAGCUGGGUGGGUAUCAGCCCCCUGCACCGGACCCUCCCCCCUCCGAAGUCCAGACCUCCCUGCUUGCUGGAGUUAUGGGGAACACCCCGGGGGGGACACAGGGAGGGGCUCAAUUAAGACCACCCGUGGCCCCUGUGGCCCCAGUCCCGGCCGACCCAGGUACGGGGGCUCUGUCUGGGGCGAAUAGUGGUCAGUCCACCCAGGCAGAUGGGGCUGCCGCCUCCCUGGAUAGCACUGAACCUAAGGAACACAGCUGUCCUUAAAGGGAGGGGAACAAACCCCACAGACUCCAGGCCCUGCCCUGACCCCUCCUUAUCCCUCCUGUCAAGUCACUGGUCAAGGGGGUAUCACCCCACAGCCUCAUUUACCCCAGGAUUAAGUUGUGCAUGUCCAGUCCCUGCCCCUCCCCUCCCCACCCACUGCCGCGGGCCAUAUCUGGGACCUAUUCUUGGAGCUCUCGUUCAGGUGGGUGGGAGCGGGGACACAUGUGUAGCCCCGGUCUCUCCAUCCCCUACCCCGUCAGCCUCCUUCCCCUCCCUUGUUUCUUUGGUGCUGUUUGAGGUGAUCAGCCAGGGACCCUGGGCAGAACAACUUUGAAUUUGCUUAAAAUGUAGUUAAUGUGGGUAGAAUGUAGUUCUCAUCCCAUUGUCAAGAAAUUAUCAUCAGUUAAUAAAGUGGAAAACGUUCCAGAAA